AACAGCGUAAACAGCUCCCAGUUUUUUACGGGUGAGCGACAGCGAACUGCGGAUGUGUAGUGAUUUCGCGUUGGUUUCUUGCAGUUUCAUGUAGUUUUGCGAAUUAAAUUGCCUUGCCAAUGAGUUCGAUUUCAACGCGUAGCUAGCUUCUCCCAUCUUUGUUCCGAAGUGAAUCUCGUCGCGUAAUUUUCAGUGAAAAUCCAUUGUUUGCCUGCAGAUGAGAAGUGGUGUAACUUGGCUAAGCAACACAAGCAUGGCCUCUCGCCCUGCCUUGUUCCAGUGAGUUUAUGUGCAAAGAAUAUGUCUUUAGUGCUGAGAGUGUUGUGAUCGUGCAGUUUUCUUCAAAAUUCCCAUGAAAUUCGAUAUGGAGUCAUUCCGGAAGUGGUUCUACAAGCCCAAGAAGGACGACACUUCCUUGCUGGCGCAGUUCUUCUACGCGGACGAGGCGCUUAACUUCGUGGCGGCCGCCUUGGACAGCUUCGACGGGCGCGAGGAUCCCGACCGCUGCACCGUCCUCGUCAACCACCUCCGCCAGUGCCAGGAUAAGGUCCUGACGAUUUGCAAUAAAAUCAUGGAUGAGCUCAUUCCGAAUGAGAGGGCCGAUCGUGACUUUCGAGCUAAGUUCCCGGAUGACGUCAUGCAGGACAAUCUGGCGGGUCAGCUGUGGUUUGGAGCAGAGUGCCUGGCUGCAGGAUCAAGUAUCUUAAACCGAGAGAAUGAAUCAUCCGCCAUGCGCCCUCUGGCAAAAGCGUUGACCAAAUCGCUGGAGAAUGUGCGGACACUGUUGCGCGAACACAGCUUGCGCUCAAACUCACUCCACCAGCUUAACAUGUUCAACGAGUUAUAUGCUGACAGGCUAAUCGAGUCAUUGAAGAUGUUCGAUCAUCUGCUCGCAGAGUUUGAGCUCUGCUAUGUUUCUGCGAUGGUCCCCGUCAAAACUGCCCAUGAAUAUCAGCUCCAGCAGUUGGUUAUUGUUCUAUUCUCAGAGACUUUACAGAGAGCAUUAAAGUUAGGAUUACUAUCUCAAGAUCAAAUCGACCAGUACGACCCAGCUCUCAUGUUGACCAUUCCCCGACUGGCAAUAGUUUGCGGUCUUCUUUUUUACACGGAAAGUUCAUUGUGCCUUGAUGGACCUCCCUCCGACAUGUCUGAAAUGUUCCGUCCUUUUCGAACCCUGUUGAUGAAAAUUCGGGAAUUGUUAUGGACCUUAAGUGACAAAGAGCUUUAUACGUUAGAAAAAAUGUUGUGUUCCUCAAGUGAUAAUACUCCGCCUUCCUCAUUCGCUACUCUCAACAAACCCAGCGAGGAGGAAUCUGGUUGGCAAGACAGCUACACGGAAAACUCAGAAUGUGAAACUAUGAAGAGCUCCAUAAAAGAUGACUCAGUCCAGCCAACUCCCUUCUCCAGCCACCGGGAAUCCUUCACCCCGAAAUCAUCAAGCCUUAACCUCAAUUUCUCAGACAAUCACUGCCCGUACCCCUGCGAUGUCGAAAACACCCCUGGAAUUGCAUGCACUUCAAAUAUCGACACUUCAUCCAUACGAAUAGACUACGAUCCGGCAGAAAAGUGUUUCGUCCUUCUAGAAAACUCAGAUGACGAUCGGAGCACAUCCUUGCGGCCAGAUGACGGGAGUUGGUCGGACACGGACGACCAAUCGUGCAAUACAGUAUUAAACCUCUCUUGUAAAUGUAGACUAGAUGAUGCCACGGCGUCAAAUAUCUGUGAUAGUUGUAACUGUAAUCAACCACCCGAAGGCUGUGCAAUCCCCGAAUCGGCGGGUGGUUUUUUUAACGCAAACAAGGUCCGCCAGGAGACCCCAAGGCAGGACCUGCCCCAGUCAGAAUCGUUGCCAGACGGCGAUCCAAAGUUAGCGAUGUCGUUGGCCACUGAAACAUUGUCAAGCAUCCUUAAUAAUGAUCUUGUGCCUGACUCAGGUGUGUGCACACAGACAAAUUCCGAAGGUGAUGUUUCAUCUGCAGACCGAACGCCGGACAAAGAGGAGGUCCCUGUCUCAUCCGUUUGUAACCUAGGAACUAGUCCUGAUUACUUCACUGCCGACUCCGAUUCCUCGCAAGCUGGACCAGCUGAAGAGAGAUCUUCGUCUUUGCAUUUAACCAAUCUCCAUUCCAUCGAGUGUUCAUCGCAAAGUGGCGUUUCAGACAGUAUUCCACGUGACUCCAGUCUUGAAAGUUCUCAUCCUAGCGGAAUCUCCGACGACUUAGUCAAAAAAGCGUCGCUAGAUUACAACAAAAUUUCCGAGGAUUUAAGGUGGGUUUCACAAAACCCUGAUGCAGAGUCCUCCUCUAAGUACGAUGAUUAUUUAGACAAUGUUGAUAGGAAUCUCGGCAAGAGUUUCGACUCGAAUAAGAACCUGUCCAAAGUUCUUUUGAAUCAUUCAAACUCAGUCACGAGUGUUAUUUUGAAUCACAAAGUUCAGCCGGAGAUGGAAAGCGAUGAAUCAUCUUCGAGGGAGAUGACACCUCAAGGGCGCAAACUUCUGGAAGAGAGUAUUCUCGGGGUGAAAAAGGCUGCUUCUAGAUACAGCAAGAGUAGCAGUGAAGUCAUGAGUAGUAGCGUAUCCUCUUCUUGCUCAUGUUCCAGUAGCUCUUAUCCGAGUAUGUCUGUCACAAGCAGUUGCAGUGUUCACAGUAGUGAUACGUCCUCCUUCGACUCUGAAUUCCAAGACUAUGAAGAAAUAGCCCUAGCAAUGCAAGCGUCUCGCCUUUCUCACAAAAGCGGCGUUCGAGCAAAAUUCAGAUCCAGUGAAGAUUUAAUCCAUCGCUUGUUUGUGUGCAUUGCGGGAGUUGCUGACCAAUUGCAGACAAACUUUGCAGCGGAUCUUCGUAACAUCUUAAAGUGUGUCUUCCUCAUGAAUGCAUCGCUCAUGAGUGAAACAGAAAGUAUCGUAGAAGAACCAAUUACCAAUGCAGAGGAACAUCCUGGUGAUCUUCACCGAGAUAGCAUAGAAGACGGAGAGGAAGCCUUGAGCUGGCGCGAUGAGUCGAAUUCUCCAAAUGGUAGACGCAGAGAAGACUUGGAAAUUGCCCCAGCAUGGGUGCCAGAUGAUCUUGCGCCACAUUGUAUGGCGUGUGAUGCAUCUUUCACUGUGGUACGCCGCAGGCAUCAUUGUAGAAAUUGUGGGAAGGUAUUCUGCGCACGGUGUAGUUCAAACUCAGUGCCUCUUCCACGAUACGGUCAUGUGAAACCUGUUCGAGUGUGCAACCGAUGUUUUAUCUACCAAGUCACCCCGUUCACUCUCACUGCAAUAAGCUCUUAACAUUCCAUCUCACGCUUCGGCAUGCUUAGUCCCAUAAUCAAGUCAUUUUUCUACUGUUUUUCUAGUACCUCUUCUUUUGUAUCCUACCUAGCUAUUCCAAAUCGUCAAUCUCAUUUUGUAUUUUUAAUCGUAUCAUAGGAGCAACCAAUCUCUUGGUAUUUAUUUUAUGUUUUUGAAGUUGUUUUCGUAUCUCAAACCACAGGAUAAGGCUUUUACACUCAAUGUUUUUUGCCAGGCCUUAAAAUUGUGAUUAAAAUUUUUGACUUUAAGUUUUAUGCUCGGAUUCUUUUGUUUCAAUCUGCUGGAUAACAUCAAAAUGGUCUCUCGGUCAAGGUAUAAAAGCUUGCUAGGAGCUAGAAGUACCCUUUCUAACUCCUGAAAACUAUCUGUUGCGGAGAUAAUAAUGAUUUCUCUUUUAGUUCACAUAACUAUAUAUUUUUGUGAGAAUGCGUCACAAAAACUACAUUAGCUGAAAGUUUGCAACAUUCAGCUUCUUUCACACUUCCCCAAGCUUUAUUAUCAUGAAAUUUAUUACAAAUUUCUCUCAAGAUUGCCUUGGGGAAAAAGCUUUUUGAAAGAUGCAGAAUGCCCCAUCAAUAGGAAUGUGAAUUUCAGAUUUUGAGGAUUUUUCUUUUUAAAAAAAUGAGUGCUCAAGAAUUUCUGGCUUUUUUUAUCAAUCGUCCUGAUACGUGUCAUUUUGUGCUUGUUUUUCGUGUAAAAUCCAUGUGUAUGUUUUUAAUUAUGACGCUGAAAUGUUAUUUGUUGCUUAAAAUUGUCUUCAGUUUCUAGUGCAGUGUCCCUAUUGUUUUUUUUUAUCCAAAAAUUCCAAUAAAAUAAAAAGGGGAUGAAGUAUAAAAUUCAGUGCAAGGUGAGCAAUCACAAUUCCAUUCCAAGCUGUGUGAAUAUUUUUCAAUAAAAAUAUAUUGUAGCGAAUCAGCCAGGGAAAAAAUUUACUACUUUGAAUAUUAUCACCAGAAAGUGGAACUUGCGUAUGGAGGAAGUUUUCGGAAAGUUAGUUUGUAUACUUUUAGUUUGUAAACUUUUCAGAUAAAUUGUGCUUCAUCAUUAAGACUCGGGAAUACUUCUUCGAUGCAUUUCUGUCUUACAUUUACCUCGGUGUGAGUUCAAAAAAGUCGAAAACUUAUUUGGCUAUCGUCAGUGGAGGAAUGGAUUAGCUGUUUUAUUAUUAAGAUCCUAUUUUUAACGAUGAAGUAGUUUUACAUAACACAUUUGAGCUUGAGCACCAUUUAUAUGAUGCCAUCAUCUGAGAUAUUUCUCCCUGAGAAACACAAAGAUGAUGCCAUCUGUGCACAUCUUUAGAUCUUAUUUUGGUCUUCAACAGCUGUUUUACGUGAAUUAUCAAUGCUCCAUAAUUUUGAAUACAUUCACCAUUGAGAAGAGAAAAAAAUUGAAAAAUAAAAAGAAAUGCUUAAAGUUCAGUAUGGAUGAUACCAAAGUAGAAGAAAUUGUGGUGUACAAUAUUAUAGUAAAUGAUGGCAUCAAUCAUAUUUUUGCCAGUUAUACCUCCCUUAAUAAGGAACAUAAAAAUGUUGCAUUUGGAUUACUAAAACUGCAUAUUCUAUGAAAAUUCAUAAACAUCACUCCCAAAAGAUUCUUCCGAUCUUUUCUAAUUUCUCUCCUGUCAUUUAAUGGGUCAACCUUUCAUAUACAUGUAUUGCGCAAGGAUCAUCCAAAUUUCUUGACCUUUACAGCCUUUUUUUCCCCUUGGUCCGGUUUAAUUAUUCACAUUCAGCCUCCUCCUUUUUCAUCACAGGUUUUAGUUAACCAGAUUGGUAGGGAUUUUCUUUUUCAAGGUAGUGAAACAACCAAUAAUUGUAACUGGCCGCAAAUGAAUCCUGUGUUUUGAUGGUCAGUUUUCUUGCUCUCUGUUUUACGCUUACGGCUUUGUGAAUAUGUAUAUGUGUAUGUAAAUAUGUACAGGAAAGGAUUUCAAGCACUAGUGGAAAUUAAUCUUUGAGUUAAAAGAUUUUCCAAGUUUUAAUCAAAUUCCUUUUUCUUUUUGAUUUCGAGGAACAAUGCUUUUGUUAUGUUUUAGUUUUAAUUUACACACCACAAUCAUUUCCUCUCGGCUUACUGUCUCAAGUGAUAUACUCUGAGGAAAUUUUCUCAUCUUCACAAUCACUGAUUUGUUGAGGAUUCAUUUUUUCUGUACUGUCAAGUAAGGAAAGCCUGCUUUUUGUUCGGUGUAGUAACUUGUUGAAUCUAUAUGAUGAAAAGUUCAUCACUUUUAAAAGCCGUACAAUGAAUCUAUGUUAAGCUGAAUUUGUCCAAACCAAAGAAAGGUUGAUUUUUAAAAUUUUUAUUUAUGUUCUUUUUAUUCAAACUUUUUUUUUUUUUUUAAAUUUUAAAACUUAGUGCAUUUUUGGAGGCAAGUUGUGACAGUUUCCUGUGGACUUUACAGAAUAGAAAUAGUGUCACCAUCGAUUGUUUUUUAUGUCAGAAUUUUAGCCGUCUCAAAACUUAAAUGAUUUGCGUGUACAGGUUGAUUGGACCACGGGACAAGGUGUGAAUUGAAGCAUUAUAAUUUAUGUUUUCUCAUUGGUAUUUCACGUGAGACAUGAUUUGUACAACAACUAACAUUAUUGAAAGUAACUCUUUUCCAAGAUAUUAACGUUUUCUGUUGCAUAUAUUCAAACUUCCUUCUUUCAAAAAAAAUCAUUAUCUACUUUAUUUAAAGUGCAUAUCAAACAUUACUGUAUCAGUUCACGGUAUGAAAGAAUGGCAAUCUCCAUCUUGGCGCUUUGGCUCAGCUGCCAUACGUGUUUACAUUUUGAACAACAAAAGCCGGAGUAGGAAUACAGCUUGAUCUAGUACUAUGAUCAAAACUAUUAUAGUGCGCAAUUCUAUUCUUUUAAAACACUGCUUGAUUUAGAAGCCUGUCAAAACUGAUAUAGUGUGCGAUUCUACUCUUGUUGGCUCAGAUUUUUCUUGUGAGAGGGAAAUUCCAAUUUUCUGUAACCAGUGAUAAAUAUAAACAUUAAUAUCAUGGUUAGGAGUUGAUUUCAGUAAUUUUUUCUGCAAGAAACAUGUUCUACAUGAAAUUUUGUAGAGGCAACAUUCUGAUGAAUGCAUCAAGUCGAACCUUGUCCAGCGCUCCAUUUUCAUCUUGCAAAAGAUUGUAUCUAGAAUGUAUCAAACUCUCUCUAAUUGAAGUGAUUAAUUUGUUUCCCCCGUGCAAUUACUUCAACUUCCAUUCUGAUAAAUUUCAAUAAAAUUAAGAAUUCACUCGCGCUGCCCAGGCCACUCAGACAGAUGUGCACCAUUGGUGUCUUCAAAUUUUUUGAGUUUUGGCUUUGAUAUUUUUCUUGUUUUUUUAUUUGCUGCAUUGACAUGUUUGUAAUCCAUGUCAUUCAAUUCGCCUUUUUGUGAAAUUACGUAGCUAUGUUUUUGGUGUUUUAUUUUAUCCUGAGUAAUUGUGCCUGCUUUUUUAUUCUCGGUUUUUCAAAAAAAAAUUUAGCACAUAAGUUCAUAGCAAGUUAGUUUGUUGUAGACUUUUUGCACGAUAUGAAAAUUUUGCUGCCUCAUUUUCCGAAAGAUUGAUGAACUAACCUCAGCAUAAACAGCCCUGAAACCUCUGCUUCCAGUUAGGCUGCGCUGGUUAUGACUCACUUGAUUCAACUACGACCCCACCCGACAAGUCUAAUCCCAGUCUAAUAAAAUAAAACCUGUUAAAUUGCGUCCAUUUGCUUGAUAUGAAUAUCCGCCAGACUGCUUUUGAUUUGAUUAUGGUUUGAUGCAUCUGCAUUGAGCCGCAGUUAAAUUGGGUGAGUUUGUACAAAAUAAUUGCAGCCUAGGAGAAUUGGAAACUUUAAACCUGCACAGUUCUUUCACCGCUAAGCAAUGGGCAUCAAGUAGAGAAACAAAAAUUCAGGAAGCUCUUAAAUGUUAAAGCAACGAAUUGGCGCCAGAAUUAAAAUGAGUGUGUAAGAGAGAGUUAAAAUGAGUACGUGUGAAAGGGUUGCUCAGAAAGUUACGCCUUCUUUUUAAUCCUUAGAUCCUGAAAAAUGUUAAAUAUACAAUUUAAAGCUUAUGUAUAGCAGACUGGUUCAAGCAUCUGUCACUCUUUCAAGAGCUUAAUUUUCUUAACAUUUUUCUGUGCUGCACAAUAACUUUAGAAGCUUGCCUCGUAUACCAGAAAAAUUGUUACUGUAAAGCCACCAGCUAAUUUUUCAAUCUGUUGGCAGUAGAGGUCAACUUCUAAACUGAUUCUGAGAAUAGGUGCACAGCAGAAUCCAACUUCCUUCCGACAUAGAAUUAGAGUAAAACCUCGAUUUAUUGGACUUGACAGAACAGACAAAUCGAUCCAUUAAAUCGUGGAAUCUGUCAUUUCGCAUUAGCUUGAAGCCCUUGAAGAGACCGGAAGAUCAAACUGUUAAUUCGCAGAAUCUGUUCAAUCGCGAUCCACUAAAUUAAGGUCUUACUAUCGAAAUUACCCCAUGAUCAAUCAAUUACUGAUAGAUUUCCAUUUGCAAUAUCAGAUGUCAUGCCAUUUUAGAAGCCAACAUGAGCCUAAAUUUUAAAGCAAUACAAAACGUUUUCUGGAUCACGUUUUCUCAAUUUUUUUUCUUAUCGGAAGCGAACCGAAGUUGAAUUCUGCAAUGCAUCUGUACGCUGUUGGAGUCUCUGUCUUUUUGUCAUUCACUCACAUCUAGAACUUACAUGGGUAUCUCUGCGUAAGUCUAGUGUGUCUGUGUUCACUCCCUUUAAAAUUCCGUUCGAAUCUUGUGUUCAUAGGAUUCUAGAGUCUCUUCAAACACGGAGAACUAUUAGUAACAUAAACAGUAUGUUUAUUUUAUUCAACUCUCCCGUCUCAGUUCCACCAAAAGUGUUUAAAAAGUCUGUACUGAAUUGUAGUUUGUGCAUGAGCUACACCACUGCCUUUUAAGUGUCAGGUCUUAUUUUCCAUUUGAACUUACUCCCAAGAAGAAUUGAUCUGGCCCCCUUCUGCUUUUAAAAUAUUCCCUAUUUGAUGUAUUUUCAGGCAAUGGAGAGAGAUAAAGAGCUUCUGAGGGAUCGAUUAUAUAAUAAGUAACGCACUUCUUCUUCAGCAUUUCGACCCGAAUGAUCUCUCGCAACUGAAUUACCCCCUUACUCAAGUAUAAAUAUCUAAUGCUGAAAAUUGCAUCUGCUUUCAUUUUUCUUCCAAAAAUAAUGCAAAACUUUUUUGAAAGAAUUCUCAAUGAUGAAGCGAUGAUUAUAUCUGAAUGAUCUCAGUCUCCCCUUUUCCGGAAACAAAUCUGUAAUUAUUCGUUUGAUUGACCUCUAAGAUAAGAUUGUACUCCCAACUUGCAGUGUUAACAAUGAGUUAGGAUUCGUUGAGUUUUUAAUGACAGCAAUUCAUCUAAUCCGUGAUAAAAUUGCAAGAAUUAUCAACAUGUGAACAAUUAUCCUCAAUUUUAUUGCGAAAAAAUAAAAGUUUUUCCCCAAUAUGAAGUUUCUGUUUAAUUGCAACAAAAUUGAAGAUAAUCGUUCAUAUGUUGGUGAUUCUAAGGAUUUGAUAAAAUUACAAUAAACCUGUAUAUAAAUUGCAAUUAUUCUAUCGACAAAUGCUAUUCGGGUUCAGAGAUUAAUUUGUUUCCUGUUGUGCGUUACGUAUAAUUGAGGCGGUCCCUCAUAAGCAUUAAACAGUUUUUGAUAGUAACUUGCUUCCCAACUAUCACGCAAAAAGAUGAAGUAGUUUAAGUUGAAUAAAUCUAAGAACAAAGGCACGCAAUCACUCAAGGCUCCAGUAAUCCUAUUUUUGUAAUAUGCUUAUCUUUUGGCUGAUCUAAUUUCCAUCCCAAUUCAAGUAGGCAGGGUCAGAAGCCUUUCCCCGCUUUGUUUCAAUGUGUACUUUGUAUCAUGCAUUUGGGCGCCAAGAGUUAAAAGUUCAAAAAGAAGAAGCUUAUUUCAUACGAGCAGCUGUGAAUGGAUUAAGGGUUGAGACUAAUGUUUAAGUCAUGCUUGCCAAAAUCUGCAAUUCAAUAAAUCCUUUUUCUCUGUAAAUGAGGGUUUUUCCUCUCUGUGCUCAAUGAUAAAAAUGAAAAUAUACCUCACUCACAGCGUUCAACUGAAAUGUGAAAAAUUGAUAAGUAAACUCUUGAUUUUUAAGAACACCCAUCUUACUUUGUGUAAGAUAACCUGUAUAUUAGAAACGUAGCUAGUAUGAAAAUUAUAUGUUAGAAGGAAAAUUUCACAGAACCUCGAAAGUCACAUAACAAUUUAUCGUUCACUUGCCCAUCUCCAAAGCACUGAUGCAAUCCUUUCUGGAAAACUAGUUCAGUUUUACUGAAACCAUCUGUAUAUAAUGCUUUUAUUUUUGAAACUGUCAUCUAAUACACUUUUUUAUCCAUAUUUUUCAAUAAAAUGUUACUAAUUUUAUUUGAAA
This is a messenger RNA of Bemisia tabaci, 9665 nucleotides long. Its product is annotated as lateral signaling target protein 2 homolog. Gene Ontology annotation, cellular component: early endosome membrane. The record is from RefSeq and is a predicted model, not a curated record. NCBI's taxonomy places the organism in Eukaryota, Metazoa, Arthropoda, Insecta, Hemiptera, Aleyrodidae. Gene Ontology annotation, molecular function: metal ion binding.